CCAGUGUGGGUGUUAUCCGCGAAAACUAUUCAUAAAAUAGAGUGUCUUGUACAGCUAAAAAACUGCGCAGUUAAAAGUGAGGUUAAGCAACAAGAUGAGAAGCACGAACACGCGCCAGAAAGGCGCCAAUACCCUGGACACCAAAAUCACUGAUCACCUUACCAAAAGGGAUAGCGCAGCAACAAAUGGUAAAACAGAACUAACCAAAAAGAAAAAUUUACCGACCCAAACACCGAAGCAAACACCGAAGCAAACAAAAACAGACUAUACCGGAAGUACUGAUCCUAAUGCAAAUAAUAACGCACACACAUCAGGCUAUGAGACGAUAAUACACCACGGUGGAUUGGAGGAAGUGGUACAUCUACUUCAAACUCUUACUAUCGAAGUACAGGAAAUAAAAAAUGACAGGCAAGAACUGAAAGAAUCCUUGGAUAGAAUUCUCAUAAAUACCGAGAACUGCCAGGCAAAGAUAACGCAACUCGAAGACGAAAAUACACGACUCAAGCACAGAAUAUCUUUACUGGAAAAAAAAGAUGAAUAUAGGGAGAAAGAAAGCAAAAGAAAUAAUGUAAUUAUUCGAGGACUUGAGAUAAAAAACAACUCUGCAGAAAAAACAGUACGUGAUUUGCUGGCCAACGAGUUUGAUUUGCACGACAGUAUAGAGGAAGUUACGCCCACAACAAGAGAUGGCAGAAUUCUAAUGCUCACUGUCAAAAUGAAAAAUGCUGUAGUGAAAAAAGAACUAAUGGUGAAAAAGAACACCACCCCGUUACUCAACAUCAAAAUAAAACACGACACAACAUAUGCAGAACGAGAGAUGCAGAGGGAGAUACACAAGAUCGCUAGAGAAGAAGAAGCCAAAGGAAACACCAUAAGAAUCGGCUUCGGAAAACUCUGGAUUAAUGAAACGGCAUACGUGUGGAAAGCUGGGGAAGGCCUGAGGGAGAACUUUCGUAGACGAAGGAACACACUCGACUAUGAGACCCAACCCAACACAUCACAAAAGUAUUAAGUUAACAGCACAAACGGCAAGUAGUAAUUAUGUAGGUAUAAAACAACAUGUCAGACGAAACGAGGCAAUAAAACACAAGGAACCCAACAACGUGAAUUACAUAAAAGAAAGUUGGUCAGAAUACACAGCAUCGAGGCUCCAAGGGCAUACACCAUCGGACUGGAGUAAAUCAGAAAUUGUCCUCCUGUACAAAAAAGGAGACGUAGAUGAUCCUCUCAACUAUCGAGGAAUAGCUUUGGCAAACACAAUCGCCAAACUGUUCACGACGAUAAUCGCAAAAAGGGUACAAAACUGGUGUGAAAUAUACGACAUCUUACCAGAGGCACAGGCAGGCUUUAGACCAGGAAGGUCGUGCGAAGAUAACAUCUUUAUUUUGCAUGCAAAAAUAGGUUUGGCAUUGUCGAAACCAAAAGGUAAGCUAUUCAUAGCAUUCAUUGACUUUCGAAGAGCUUUCGACUCAGUCAGUCAUGGGAUUCUAUGGGAGAAACUUCAUGCAGCUGGAAUAAGUACUAAAAUCAUUAAAGUCAUGCAAAAUAUAUACAACAAAGCAUCAUUCAAAAUAAAGGCAAAUCAAUUUCAAAGAACAAGUGAUAUAAGCAUUACACAAGGAGUUCUGCAGGGCGAUCCAGCGAGCCCUAUCUUGUUUUCACUUCUUCUGGCGGAUAUCUGUCAUUAUUUUAUGGAUCAUGGUCACGAGCGCAUAAAAGAAAAGAUGGAAUUACUACUAUUUGCUGAUGAUAUCGUUCUAAUGGCCGAUGAUGUAAUCGAACUACAAAAUAAAAUGACAACACUCGAACACUAUUGCAAUGAAAAUCAAUUAGAAGUAAACACACAAAAAACAAAAGUUAUGAUAUGUCAAAAAGCAGGCAGAAGAAAGAAGAUUAGACCAAUAAGAUACCAAGAAACUGAAAUUGAGAUAGUAGACAAAUACACCUACUUAGGAGUCCCAUUCACCAAAUCAGGUUUAUACAAUACAGCAUGCAAAAGCUUCAUGUCUAAAGCAAAAAUAGCUCUGGGUACCAUCUGGGGCCCAAUGAUCACCGCAAAAGUAAAAAACUGGAACGCAAGAAUCAAACUUUUUGAGGCGGUAGUCAAAUCAACUCUCCUGUAUGCGUCCAACAUCUGGGGAUUGCGCCACUACCAAGAACUUGACAAAAUACAGCUCCAAUUUUACAAGAGCCUACUGGCAGUACCUCAAUGUACUCCUGGGUAUUUAAUCAGGCUAGAAACCGGUUCGACAACAAUAUCGAUCGGUAUAAUUAAAAAGGCAAUGCUAUACAUUAAAAAAAUUCUUCAAAUGAAACAGACUCGCUAUCCAAAGAUAGUGUUGGAUCAACUGAUAGCUCUUGAUCUCGCCGACAACAACAGGAAUAAAUAUAAUUGGUUCUCGAACUUAAAAGAAACUAUAAAUAGAGUCGGCACAUCAGAUAUAUUAAAUAACAUCUCACCGAAUAGCAUAUCUGAGAAGUUGGAACAAUUGCUGAACUGUAUAAAGGAAAAACAAUUUAGAUCAGACGUAAUAAGAACACUACUAUCCACGUAUAGCCCGUUUUACAAACACAUUAAACAGCUGAAUGAAUCUGAAUUCGAAAACUACUUAAAAACAACAAUUCCAUUACCACUCAUACGAUUAGUUGCACAAAUACGUCUAGCCGGUCGUGGACUUUUGUCGAUAAGAUAUAAAAAGCUGCAGUAUAAGAUAGAUGAAAAAAACAUAUGUAUCAUUUGCAAUAAAUUGCAGCCGGAAUCAAUCGAGCACUUUCUAAAUGAAUGCCCAAUAUAUGAACCAAUAAGGGCACAUUAUCUGCCCACGGCAAACCCUCUGCUAGCAUUAGAAAAUCUCGAUGGAAAAAGCACAAGAAAAUUGGCCUAUUAUAUAAUUGGGGCGUGCAAACUAAGAGCUUUUACUUUGGAAGUGUGAAAAAGCGAAGUAAAAAGUGUGUUCCAUUAACAUAAGAUGAACCUGCCAUUCCAAAGCGGUCAGUGAUAUAUAUGUAAUAAGAAAAAAAAAAAAAAAAAAACAAUUUUUAUUUAGAAAACAAACCUAAUGUGAUAUACAUGUUAAACAUGUUAAGUAUGUUAAGUAUGUGUAGAAUGCAUAAUACAUACAGCGUAUAGGUAUAUGUAUAAGUACUAGCUAAUAAGUGCAGAUUUAAGAAAUUAAUUUUAAUUUUAAUUUACUCUACUAUAACAGCAGGAUAAGCUAAAUGUACACAAUACAAAUGCUAUUCUGUAAACACGAUCUCCUUUGUAACAGGCGAAAGCCUCCAAAACAAAUAAAAUACUAACUAACUAA
Messenger RNA from Venturia canescens, 3308 nucleotides. RefSeq lists its product as uncharacterized. The record is from RefSeq and is a predicted model, not a curated record. NCBI's taxonomy places the organism in Eukaryota, Metazoa, Arthropoda, Insecta, Hymenoptera, Ichneumonidae. Bases 978 to 2933 code for a protein of 651 amino acids. The transcript has 2 exons.